Molecule: messenger RNA, 2751 nt
Organism: Exophiala dermatitidis NIH/UT8656
Lineage: Eukaryota; Fungi; Ascomycota; Eurotiomycetes; Chaetothyriales; Herpotrichiellaceae
Product: phenylalanyl-tRNA synthetase alpha chain
Exons: 2
Coding region: 289-2025 (578 amino acids)
Biological process (GO): phenylalanyl-tRNA aminoacylation
Cellular component (GO): mitochondrion; cytoplasm
Molecular function (GO): ATP binding; phenylalanine-tRNA ligase activity; tRNA binding
Source: RefSeq, a predicted model, not a curated record
GAGAUGCAGACUCGGACUGGGGGGAUACAGACCCUACCAGGUACCUAGCACUCGGGUUUCGGCAAAUCAGCGUCGAGCCAGAUGCGAUAUCGCUUGCAGCCCGACCGCGACUCGGACCUUUCAGACUCGGGCUCGUCCGCGAUUAUUUUGUUCCGCACACAAAAGCUUCUGCUUACGAUCUUUCGGACCGUGUCUAUCCGCACUAGGGACGCCCAUACUGCCAGAGCCAGACCAUGUUUUGAGGACUGGUAGACGUCAAUCUUCGACGUAAGCUGUCCUCUGCCCUUGAUGCAGCUCCUCAAGACGGGCGCCUUUGUGCGAGCAGCUCGAUCUGCUAGGAUUGGAGUCUGCGGAGCUCGGACUCGAGCUUCAACUUCAGCUCCCUCCUCCGCUACCGCUACCAGUACCUCCUUUUUCGUGCCGUCAAGAUGCUUGAGCUCGGAGGCCGCUGCAGAUACGCAACGUGCCUUUCCUGAACAGUCGGUCGACAUCUCUCGAGAAGUUGAUCCUGCAAAGACUGCCCCUGAUGGCUCACACUCAAACUCGGAUCCGGACCAGGAGCGGUUCAAGCAAAAGUUAAAAGAACUGGGUCAUGGAAAGAAACUGGUCCAGGACAGUCUCUCGGGGGUCAACAUACUGGGCAAUCCGCACGUCUUUGACCAGACCACCAAUGUCUCAGACUCGAUCAUCCAACUUGUCGGGCGGAAUCUCUACAGCAGUCCUGAUCAUCCUAUUGCCAUAACGAGAAGACUGAUCGAAUCGUGUUUUCCGAAACCAACCUACAACCACUUCACGGUGGCAGACCCGGUCGUGACGACGCAUGAAAACUUUGACGUGUUGGGGUUUCCAGAAGACCAUCCGGGCCGGUCCAGGACGGACACGUACUAUAUAAACUCGACCCAUCUCUUACGGACACAUACAUCUGCGCACCAGCAUGCAGCAUUCCAGUCGCUGGUCAACGACGAUGCUGCUAAGGGAUACACCAUCUGCGCCGACGUCUACCGACGGGACAGCAUCGACAAGAGUCAUUUCCCCGUCUUCCAUCAGAUGGAGGGCGCCCGUGUAUGGCAUCUACCACUGUCAGCCGGUUCCAGGUACGAAGCCCAGCUGCAGCGAAAAGACACCAUCGAGAAAGAUGUGCAAGAGAUACCUACGACUCGAUUAGCCGUCGAGGACCAAGCUACCAAGUUUCUCAAGGGCUCCAACCCCACCCAGCUUGAGCAUGAUGCCGAAGAAGUGCGGUUUGUCGUGGCCCAUCUGAAGAGAAGCCUAGAGUACCUUGUGAAUGGGGUCUUCGAAGCUUCGAGAGAGAUGAUACCGCCCGCGCAGCGAGAGAAGAUGGGUCCCUUACAAGCCCGCUGGAUUGAAGCUUAUUUCCCAUUCACGAGCCCCAGUUUCGAGCUCGAAGUGCUGUGGAAUGGACAGUGGCUAGAACUCCUCGGAUGCGGAGUCAUUCAACAACCCAUCCUCAACAACGCCGGCCUGAAGAACAGCAUUGGCUGGGCAUGGGGUGUGGGCAUUGAAAGGAUCGCCAUGCUUCUGUUUGGCAUCCCUGAUAUCCGCCUAUUCUGGUCCGAGGACAAGCGCUUCCUGCAACAGUUCAAGCAAGGCACCAUCACGAAAUUCGAACCUUUUAGCAAGUACCCUCCUUGCUACAAGGACAUUGCGUUCUGGAUCAACUCGUCCCCAGCAGCGGCGUCGCCCAUCGGCGCAGAAUCGUCCUCGUCAUCCGGCGUGGCCGCUGCCGCUGGUGGGGACGCCACCAAAGCCUCACCUGCAGAAACCCAACCCGCUGCGUUCCAUGAAAACGACAUCAUGGAAGUCGUCCGGGACGUGGCAGGAAAUCUUGUCGAGGACGUGCAGCUCGUCGACGAGUUUGUGCAUCCGCGCACCGGCCGGAAGAGCUUGUGCUACCGCAUCAACUAUCGAAGUCUGGAACGGACCCUGACCAACGAUGAAGUCAAUGACCUGCAUAACCAGGUCGCGGCCAAGAUGAAGUCACAAUUCAACAUUGAGCUGAGAUAAAAAGGUAAAGACUAAGACUGGAUAAUUCCAAUCCGGCAGUCUUUUCUCUUGUCAUCAGCACUCGCAAGCAGUGUGGUGCAGUUCUCCAGAUCACGGUCCUUCGAGGCUGGCUUGAAAAGCAAGUGCGACGCAAUACGCAGGCUCUUGCGCAUGGCAAUACUCCCCGUGUCGACGACUUAUUGAUUACGCCCCGAAGGACCACGGCAUCCUGUGUCAUGAAUCCCAGGACCUGCCGUCGUCAAUCGAUUUCGUACGGUGGUCUUUAUCAGGACCAAGACAUCUCUUCUCAGUUGGUCUCUGGUAUGGAAGUCUUUGUUAGACGUCGAACGAGUCCCCUGAUGUUGUCGGACACCACCGUUGCUACUCCAGUACUCGCCAUCAAUCAAACACAUUCAAUCCAUGACCAGCCGUAGGUCCAGGUCCUUAUCUCGACGCCCCGGCCAGUCGUGGUCUGUGUGUCUCCGUGUGGCCGUUAGCUACCUCCCUAGGCUUCAUCUUCAUCUUCAAACCUCCUCCAACUGAAGUCCGCGCGGCACCUCAUCGCCACUCCACUCCCCUUUCCUCUUUAGUCGCUCCAAGCCAUAUCUAUCAACAACUUGAAUGUUGAAGCUAACACCUACCUGCAGUUGGCCAACAGAUACCUCUAGUAGUUGCAGUGAGCAGGCCCAUUUCUCCCAGCUUGACUGACUGGCUCUGUAUUACUAUUACUAUUACUAUUACUAUUAC